GCUCAAACUAUGGUUGCUCAGUCGACGUAUAUAAAGAGCUAUGAUAACACCAUAGUAACAUUGAAGAGUAAAAUCUUUUCAUUUUCGGUUUCAAAUAAAUAUUGCUUGUAGAAAAUAAAUCGAUCAAAAUUUUAUAAAGUAAAUUUUAUACAUUUAAAAAUGUAUUUAUUUUACUUUUUUACAAUUUUCGCUCUGACAAAUCAGGCAUUAGCAGAAAUUUUUAUUGAAGAAAAAUUUACUGACGAUUCUUGGAAAGAGAAUUGGGUUCAGUCAGAACAUGAAGGUCAAGAGUAUGGAAAAUUCGUUUUAAGCCAUGGUAAAUUCUGGAAUGACGAGUCACUAGAUAAAGGCUUACAAACAUCUCAAGAUGCCAAGUUCUACGCUAUUAGUAGAAAAUUUGAUUCAUUCAGUAAUGAAAAUAAACCACUUGUUAUCCAAUAUUCUGUAAAACAUGAACAGAAUAUCGAUUGUGGUGGUGGUUACAUUAAAGUAUUUGAUUGCUCUUUGAAUCCGAAAGAUUUGCAUGGCGAAACACCCUACCUAAUGAUGUUUGGACCGGAUAUUUGCGGACCUGGAACUAAAAAAGUACAUGUUAUUUUGAACUACAAGGGUAAAAACUUGAUGGUAAAUAAGAACAUUCGUUGCAAAGAUGAUGUCUUUACCCAUCUUUACACUUUGAUUAUCACGCCUGAUAACACGUACGAGGUUCUUAUCGACAAUGAGAAGGUCGAAUCUGGAAAAUUAGAAGAAGAUUGGGAUUUCUUGCCUCCUAAAAAAAUAAAGGAUCCAUCAGUUUCCAAGCCAACUGACUGGGAAGAUGAAGCUACUAUUCCAGAUCCUGAAGAUAAAAAACCAGCUGACUGGGAUAAACCUGAACAUAUUCACGAUCCUGAAGCUGCAAAACCGGAAGAUUGGGAUGAUGAAAUGGAUGGUGAAUGGGAAGCUCCUAUGAUUGACAAUCCAGAAUUUAAGGGUGAAUGGAAACCUAAACAAAUAAGCAAUCCUAACUACAAAGGGCCAUGGGUUCAUCCAGAAAUUGACAACCCGGAAUAUUCUCCAGAUCAGAAUUUGUACCUAAAAAAAGAAAUUUGCGCUGUAGGUUUCGAUUUAUGGCAGGUCAAAUCUGGAAGUAUAUUCGACAAUAUACUCAUUACCGAUGACGUCGAUUAUGCAAAACAAGUCGGAAAAACCAUUUUGGAAUCUACAAUUGAAGGAGAAAAGAAAAUGAAAGAAAAACAAGAAUUAGAGGCCAAAAAAGAUGGUGAAAAUGAAGACACGUCAAAAUCUGAUGACUCAAUGGAUGAUUCUGAUAUUGGUGGAGAUGAUCUAUUAAAUAAUAAUUUACCAGAUACAGAAGAGCAUGAUGAGCUAUAAGAACAUUUUUUAUCAACGCUUCAAAUUUCAACGUAAACAAAUAUCAACCAACGCAAUUGAAAGAGGAAAAUUUUAAAACGUUUUCAAGUAGGAAUGGCUAUUAUUUUCAAAUUUCUACAGACAAUAAUCUUAAUCCACCACUUUAUGUAAAAAUCUGUAAAGAUGAAGGUUGUAUUCGAAAUAUAAAACCAUCUUUGUAAAGUAGAUUCUUUCAUUAAAAUUUUUUUAUGUCUUAAAGAUAAUGUAAGAUGAAAUUUCGUAAUAAAUGUCUUUUUUUCAA
This is a messenger RNA of Trichogramma pretiosum, 1654 nucleotides long. It is a transcript of the gene Calr, whose product is annotated as calreticulin. The record is from RefSeq and is a predicted model, not a curated record. Gene Ontology annotation, molecular function: calcium ion binding. Gene Ontology annotation, cellular component: endoplasmic reticulum; endoplasmic reticulum membrane. The coding region runs from base 160 to 1374 and encodes 404 amino acids. Lineage: Eukaryota; Metazoa; Arthropoda; Insecta; Hymenoptera; Trichogrammatidae. Gene Ontology annotation, biological process: protein folding. The transcript has 8 exons.